CGGCUCUCCCUUCCCAGCUGAUAGGGUGACGUUGGCUUUGGAGGCUUGGAGAUUGGCUUUUUGAUUUGGCUUCUUGCGGCAGCUUAAUGGGCAAAGCUCUCGGCUCCCCCAGAAACCAGCCCCUCCGCGCGUCCCCUCAGCGCGCGGCGCGGCCGAGACGUCUCCCGCGGUGACGGCGUGUGAGGCGGAGAGCCCGCGCGCUCCCACCCCGGGAAAGCCCGGGCGACGCGGCCGCGAGCCCCAGCCGGGGUCCCUCGGAGCCGCCAGGGCGCGCCGAGCUGCUCGCCUUCCCGCCCCUCCCGGCGCCAGGAAUCCCCUUGCCGCCCGCGGCCGGGACUCCGGGCCUCUCCCGGCGUCGUACGGGAGCCCGGGCGCGGGGUCGGGUUUUCCCGGGUCCUCGGUUCGGCGCGCAGGGCCCCUACCUCAGGCCUCCUCGCCCUGGCCCCAGCCCCGGGGCCGUGCAGACCUCGCGCUCCAGAUGCACUGCCCCGCAGCUCCCUGACGGUUGCGAGAGCUCUAGCCCGGCGGGCGGGCUGGUGGCGGCGGCAGCAGCGGACUGACAUGCCCCGGACGCGGCUGCGCUCGGCCGGCAGCCCGCGGGGGCGAUGAGCCUCUGCGGCCGCUGAGAGCCCGGCGCCGGGGGCACCGCGCACCUUCCUCACCCAGCACCCCCCAUCCCCCUCACUUGCCCACUCCGCUCGGGAGGCGGAGAGGAAACGGUCUCUGGCCUGUCAGGAGGACCCUUGGUGCUGCGGUGGAAGCCAGCGGCUAAGUCUUGUGUAUGGCGUGGUUAAGGUUGCAGCCUCUCACCUCUGCCUUCCUCCAUUUUGGGCUGGUUACUUUUGUGCUCUUCCUGAAUGGUCUUCGGGCAGAGGCUCGUGGUUCAGGAGAUGUGCCCAGCACGGGGCAGAACAAUGAAUCCUGUUCAGGGUCAUCGGACUGUAAAGAGGGUGUCAUCUUACCCAUCUGGUAUCCGGAGAAUCCUUCCCUUGGGGACAAGAUUGCCAGGGUCAUUGUGUAUUUUGUGGCCCUGAUAUACAUGUUUCUAGGGGUGUCUAUCAUUGCUGACCGCUUCAUGGCCUCUAUUGAAGUCAUCACCUCUCAAGAGAGAGAGGUGACUAUCAAGAAGCCCAAUGGAGAGACCAGCACAACCACGAUUCGGGUCUGGAAUGAGACUGUCUCCAAUCUGACUCUUAUGGCCCUGGGUUCCUCUGCUCCUGAGAUACUCCUCUCUUUAAUUGAGGUGUGUGGUCAUGGAUUCAUUGCUGGGGAUCUGGGACCGUCCACCAUUGUAGGCAGUGCAGCCUUCAACAUGUUCAUUAUCAUUGGCAUCUGUGUCUAUGUGAUCCCCGAUGGAGAGACACGUAAGAUCAAGCACCUACGAGUCUUCUUUGUCACUGCUGCUUGGAGUAUCUUUGCCUACAUCUGGCUCUAUAUGAUCCUGGCGGUCUUCUCUCCUGGCGUGGUCCAGGUCUGGGAAGGUCUCCUCACUCUCUUCUUCUUUCCAGUGUGUGUCCUUCUGGCCUGGGUGGCAGAUAAACGACUGCUGUUCUACAAAUACAUGCAUAAAAGGUACCGCACGGAUAAACACCGGGGAAUUAUCAUAGAGACAGAGGGUGACCACCCCAAGGGUAUUGAGAUGGAUGGGAAAAUGAUGAAUUCCCACUUCCUGGAUGGGAAUCUGGUACCCCUGGAAGGGAAGGAAGUGGAUGAAUCUCGCAGAGAGAUGAUCCGGAUUCUCAAGGAUCUGAAGCAAAAGCAUCCGGAGAAGGAUUUAGAUCAGUUGGUGGAGAUGGCCAAUUACUAUGCUCUUUCCCACCAACAGAAGAGCCGCGCCUUCUACCGGAUCCAGGCCACCCGCAUGAUGACUGGUGCAGGCAACAUCCUGAAGAAACAUGUGGCAGAGCAAGCCAAAAAGGCAUCCAGCAUCACUGAGGUGCACACUGAGGAGCCUGAGGACUUUAUCUGCAAGGUCUUCUUUGAUCCAUGUUCUUACCAGUGCCUGGAGAACUGUGGGGCUGUGCUCCUGACGGUGGUGAGGAAAGGGGGAGACAUGUCCAAGACCAUGUACGUGGACUACAAAACUGAGGACGGUUCUGCCAAUGCCGGAGCUGACUAUGAGUUUACAGAGGGCACUGUGGUUCUGAAGCCAGGAGAGACACAGAAGGAGUUCUCUGUGGGCAUCAUCGAUGAUGACAUUUUUGAGGAAGAUGAACACUUUUUUGUACGGUUGAGCAAUGUCCGCCUUGAGGAGGAGCAGCUGGAGGAGGGGAUGCCUCCCGUCAUGCUCAACAAUCUUCCCUUGCCUCAAGCUGUCCUUGCAUCCCCCUGUGUGGCCACGGUGACUAUCUUGGAUGAUGACCAUGCAGGCAUCUUCACAUUCGAGUGUGAUACUGUUCAUGUCAGUGAGAGCAUUGGUGUUAUGGAGGUCAAGGUUCUGCGGACAUCAGGUGCCCGGGGCACAGUCAUCGUUCCCUUUAGGACAGUAGAAGGGACAGCCAAGGGUGGUGGUGAGGACUUCGAAGACACUUAUGGGGAGCUGGAAUUCAAGAAUGAUGAAACCAUGAAAACCAUAAGGGUUAAAAUAGUAGAUGAGGAGGAAUACGAAAGGCAAGAGAAUUUCUUCAUUGCCCUUGGUGAACCGAAAUGGAUGGAACGUGGAAUAUCAGCGCUCCUGUUAUCUUCAGAGGUGACAGACAGGAAGCUGACUAUGGAAGAAGAGGAAGCCAAGAGGAUAGCAGAGAUGGGAAAGCCAGUGUUGGGUGAACACCCUAAACUAGAGGUCAUCAUUGAAGAAUCCUAUGAGUUCAAGGCUACAGUGGAUAAAUUGAUCAGGAAGACAAACUUGGCCUUGGUUGUGGGGACCCAUUCCUGGCGGGAUCAGUUCAUGGAGGCUAUCACCGUCAGUGCAGCAGGAGAUGAUGAUGAUGAUGAAACUGGAGAGGAGAGACUACCCUCCUGCUUUGACUACGUCAUGCACUUCCUGACAGUCUUCUGGAAGGUGCUGUUUGCCUGCGUGCCCCCCACGGAGUACUGCAAUGGAUGGGCUUGCUUUGUCGUCUCCAUCCUCAUCAUCGGCAUGCUGACCGCCAUCAUUGGGGACCUGGCCUCCCACUUUGGCUGCACCAUUGGUCUCAAGGACUCAGUCACAGCUGUUGUGUUUGUGGCAUUUGGCACCUCCGUGCCAGACACCUUUGCCAGCAAAGCUGCCGCCCUCCAGGACGUGUACGCAGACGCUUCCAUCGGCAACGUCACGGGCAGCAACGCCGUCAACGUCUUCCUGGGCAUUGGCCUGGCCUGGUCCGUGGCCGCCAUCUACUGGGCCAUGCAGGGACAGGAGUUCCACGUGUCGGCUGGCACGCUGGCCUUCUCCGUCACCCUCUUCACCAUCUUUGCGUUCGUCUGCAUCAGCGUGCUCCUGUACCGCCGGCGGCCCCACCUGGGCGGGGAGCUCGGGGGCCCCCGCAGCUGCAAGCUGGCCACGACGUGGCUCUUUGUGAGCCUGUGGCUGCUCUACGUACUCUUCGCCACGCUGGAAGCCUAUUGCUACAUCAAAGGGUUCUGA
This is a messenger RNA of Ochotona curzoniae (black-lipped pika), 3565 nucleotides long. It is a transcript of the gene SLC8A3, whose product is annotated as solute carrier family 8 member A3. The record is from RefSeq and is a predicted model, not a curated record. The transcript has 8 exons. Gene Ontology annotation, cellular component: axon; postsynapse; sarcolemma. Gene Ontology annotation, molecular function: calcium:sodium antiporter activity. The coding region runs from base 782 to 3565 and encodes 927 amino acids. Lineage: Eukaryota; Metazoa; Chordata; Mammalia; Lagomorpha; Ochotonidae. Gene Ontology annotation, biological process: calcium ion import across plasma membrane; cell communication; sodium ion transmembrane transport.